This is a messenger RNA of Penicillium bovifimosum, 1920 nucleotides long. Its product is annotated as putative Ste20-like serine/threonine protein kinase. The record is from RefSeq and is a predicted model, not a curated record. NCBI's taxonomy places the organism in Eukaryota, Fungi, Ascomycota, Eurotiomycetes, Eurotiales, Aspergillaceae. Gene Ontology annotation, molecular function: protein kinase activity; ATP binding. The transcript is spliced from 4 exons. Gene Ontology annotation, biological process: protein phosphorylation. Bases 1 to 1920 code for a protein of 639 amino acids.
AUGUCCGGUCCAAUUGACCCGGAAACUAUCUACACCAAGCAAACAUGCAUCGGUGGUGGAAGCUUUGGCAGGGUAUACAAAGGUCUGGAUAAGCGCACCGGAGAGUCCGUGGCUAUCAAGGUCAUUGACGUCGAGAGCGCCGAGGACGAUGUCGACGACAUCAUCAAAGAGAUUGCCAUCUUGUCCGAGCUGAACUCGCCCUAUGUCACCAAGUACCAUGGAUCGUACUUGAAGGGGUCCGACUUGUGGAUCAUCAUGGAGUUUUGCUCUGGUGGUAGUUGCCACGAUCUUCUGCGGCCUGGUCCUAUUCACGAGGAAUACAUCGCCAUCAUUUUGAGGGAGCUCCUGCGCGGGCUGGACUAUCUCCACAGUGACCAGAAGCUGCACCGAGACAUCAAAGCUGCCAAUAUUCUUCUUACUGCGAGUGGUCAAGUCAAGUUGGCUGACUUUGGUGUGUCUGGUCAGUUGUCGGCGACAAUCUCCAAGAAGAACACGUUCGUAGGCACCCCAUUCUGGAUGGCCCCCGAGGUCAUCAAGCAGUCUGGAUACGAUUACAAGGCCGACAUUUGGUCCUUGGGUAUCACUGCAAUUGAGCUGGCCUUCGGUGAGCCGCCUUACGCUGAUAUUCACCCCAUGAAGGUGCUGUUCCUGAUCCCGAAGAACCCACCUCCAACCUUGGUCGGCAACUUCAGUAAGCCUUUCAAGCAAUUUGUGGAAUUGUGCUUGCGUCGGGACCCUCGGGAGCGCCCAUCAGCCAGGGAGCUGCUUGAACUCCCAUUCUUGAAGCGAGCCAAGAGAACUACCUACCUAACAGAGCUCAUUGAGCGCGCGGAGCGUUGGCAAAUCACCCACGGAAGUCGAGAUGAGGGGGAUGAAUAUGAUGAGGUAGAGCCUGAGCAAUCACGAGAGAGAUUACAAGAGAGAGAAGAUCUCUGGGACUUCGGUACAGUUCGUCCAGUGCGACAGACGGCUGCAGUCCACGUCCCGCCGAUGAACAUUCCUAAGACCAGCGAGCGCCCCACAGAGACUGAGGAGUGGGAUCUGUGUGAUGAGACCACUCGACAGUCGGGAACAUCACAACCUCAAUCGCGACUUCGAACCCCGUCAGCUCCUGCUCCUGACAUUGCUCCUACUCAAGUUCCUCUCCCUCCUUCUGCACCACCUACUCCUCUCAAGCAACAUAUCUCUCAGCCCCCUCUUCAUCCACACAACGUCGUGCCUCCUCUAGUCUCUAACAAACCUUCCCCUUCUGUUGAAAAUAUUCCCGUCAGAGGCCCGAACGUGCAAUUCGCACAGGCAAGACCCGAUUUCCCAGCUUUCGGCAUCCCACCGGAUCAUGUUGUGAGCAGACCAGCCCUUCAUUUUCGUGACUCUGCUAAUGUCAUGGGGCUCCCACAGCCCUCACGCUUCCAGCAAGCAAAUCUCCCCAGACCUCCCCGAUCCAUAGAGCCAAUGCAGCAACCACAACCAGCAACAGGCCUCAAGUCGAAGCGCGCUCCAGCAAACAUGGAAGACCGUUCUUCUCCCUUCCGCGCAACCCCACCCUCCGCCCCGCACGACCAGAAUCAUUUCAGCCGCGCUCAGUCCGAGGCUGCGAAGCCCACUGCCGUUGGAACUGUCAUUCUCCCCGCUCUCCGCGCGGCGAUGGACCGUCGCCGCAACUACCUUGUCAGUCUCGAACCCGGACGCAAUCCCAACGAUCCCCCGCCGACCGUGGAGGCGGACAGGGAGUUCGACCGGAACGUGCGCAUCCACCGCAGCCUGGAGAAGGCCGCUGAGGACAUUGCCCGCGCGUUCACCAACUUCCACCAAUGGGAUCAGGAGGGACCUGUCGACAUGGGUGGUGGUGUGGAUGCAGUUCUGGACGCGUUUCUCGAGGAGGUCCUCGUCCGUCUGCUACCUGCUAACCAGACCGUGUAG